AUGGAUCAUGAGGUCCUGGAGCGUAUACUUGAUGGAAGACAAAAUGCGACAAAUCUAUCACUCUCACUUUUGAAGGAUAUCACCGAAAAUUUCUCAGAGGAUCGAGAAAUCGGCCAUGGUGGAUUUGCAACUGUUUAUAAGGGAGUGCUCCCAAAUGGGAACGUUGCGGUAAAGAGGAUAAAGAGCAGUCAUUCAAUCAAGGAGACGUUGUUUUAUCGUGAAGUUGAUAGCCUGUUGAAUAUUGAACACGAAAAUGUUGUACGGUUUCUUGGCUUCUGUGCUAGCACAGAUCAGAUAGCGUUACGAAUUGAAGGAUUAAAAGAGCAUAUUUACGCCGAGGUACGAGAAAGACUACUCUGUUUUGAGUAUAUUAGCAACGGAAGCCUGAGAAAAUAUAUUACCGAUGAAUUACGGGGACUAGAAUGGAACACACGUUAUAAAAUAAUUAUUGGCAUUUGUGAAGGUUUGUAUCAUCUGCACAAGGAAAAGCAAAUAUUUCAUAUGGAUAUGAAACCUGAUAAUAUACUACUUGACAAUGAUAUGGUGCCGAAAAUCACUGAUUUCGGUUUAUCGAGACUUGAUGAAAUGACGCAAACCGUGAGUAAAGACCGUCUUGGAUCACAAGGAUAUUGUGCUCCUGAAUACUGGAGCCAGGGAAAGAUGUCUUUCAAAUCAGACAUGUACGGUUUAGGCGUUAUAAUUAUUGAACUAGUGACUGGACAAAAGGCGCUCCCCAUUAGCAAUAACAAGGUAAGCGCCUACUCGGAGGAUGACGAUAUGCUUGGAAUUGAGCCGCUCGAACUACAUUUUCCUUUUCGGCUUAACAAACAGAUGUCAUGCGCCAUUCAGCUAACCAAUGAGACAGGCUCUUACAUUGCCUUCAACGUCGAACAUAUGAACCCCCUAUCAUACUGUGCACAGCCGCAGAAAGACAUUAUGCCACCACGAUCCAAGUGUAAUGUCAAAAUAACAAGGCAACCGCAGGCCAAGGCACCAAGAGAUUGUACCAGCGAAUUCACUGUUUGGAGCACCAAAGUAAAUGAUUGCCUUUCAGUUGAGGAUAUAACUGCAAACAUGUUCAAUAAUGAGGCGGUCAACAUAGUGGAUGACGUGAAUUUGGAUGUGGUUUUUGACGUCAGUGAGGAAAUCAAUGUGACAAUCCAACCUUUAAUACAGAUUACAGAUGAUGCAGUCGGUGAGAUAUAUUGUAUGGAUGCACAUCAGACAGAGCCAUUGAUUAUAACCGGUUGCGAAUUUGGUGAUGUUCAGAUUUCGAACUAUGACACGCAGAAAGUGGUCUCUUGGGUUAAUGUCUCAGAUGAAACAGUAUGUACUGUUAAAUUUAUUACAAGAAAGCGGUGGCUUGUGGCUGUGUCAUGUGAUUGUUUCGUCCAUGUAUACAAGCAUGAACAGGAACUGGAAAAGGUCACGAGUUUCAAAGCUCACGAUUCUUUUGACAUAGAAAGGUGUUCAUUAGACGUUCAUCCAACCCAGCCGUAUGUGCUAUCAGGAUGUGGUACGCAAAUAAGGCUUUGGGACUGGGACCAGGACUGGAAUUGCAUACAGACAUUUGAAGAACACUCAAGUACUAUUUAUGGACUAAAAUUUAACCUAGAGGAUACGAACAUCUUUGCAAGUGCUUCGUUUGAUCAUACAGUGAAGGUCUGGAGUCUUGAUUCUCCCAAAUCCAAGUAUACUCUCUCUGGGCAUAAGGGUAACGUGUACGGCCUGGAUUUCUUCACGCGUGAUGGUCAGCGGUAUUUGAUUAGUGGCUCUGAGGACAAGACUGCCAAGAUAUGGGAGAUGCAGAAGGAGGAAUGCGUUCAUACACUCGAACAUGACUUUGCAGUCCAUUGCGUCUUUUCCCAUCCCAAUCUUCCAUUUCUAACUGUAGCUACUGCUAAGGGUAAUGUUCACGUGUGGAGCUCCACUGAUUUCAGGCUCAAGAAAAUGUUUGAACUUGGGGUCAGUGACUGGGUUACUGGUUUCGCAUGUUUGAUGGGGUCGGCAAGGGUUGCAGUUGCACACAGAAGCAAAGUGUCGGUGAUAGAAAUUCCUGAUGAAGGAGAAAAAGAUAUUGGUAGCACAGGCAGCAACGUGGUUUCCAUUUUGAAAGCAGAUUAG
Molecule: messenger RNA, 2124 nt
Organism: Triticum turgidum subsp. durum (durum wheat)
Lineage: Eukaryota; Viridiplantae; Streptophyta; Magnoliopsida; Poales; Poaceae
Source: the annotation of a GenBank genome assembly